AUGUUAGCCGAUGUUAGCCAGGAGGCUUUAGCCAGGAGAUACCACAAACCCACGCCCAGGCAGCCACCACAUACCCCACACCCAGGCAGACACCACAUACCCCAAGCCCGGACAGACAAAGCAUACCCCACACCCAGGCAGACACCACAUACCCCACGCCCAGGCAGACACCACAUACCCCACGCCCAAGCAGCCACCACAUACCCCACACCCAGGAGACACCACAUAACCCACGCCCAGGAGACACCACAUACCCCACGCCCAGGAGACACCACAUACCCCACGCCCAGGAGACACCACAUACCCCACGCCCAGGAGACACCACAUACCCCAUGCCCAGGAGACACCACAUACCCCACGCCCAGGAGACACCACAUACCCCAUGCCCAGGCAGCCAUCACAUACCCCACGCCCAGGCAGCCACCACAUACCAGGCAGCCACAGCAUACCCCACGCCCAGGCAGCCACAGCAUACCCCACGCCCAGGCAGACAAAGCAUACCUCACGCCCAGGCAGACACAGCAUACCCCACGCCCAGGCAGACACCACAUACCCCACGCCCAGGCAGCCACCACAUACCAGGCAGCCACCACAUACCACAUGCCCAGGCAGCCACCACAUACCCCACGCCCAGGCAGACACAGCAUACCCCACGCCCAGACUGACACCACAUACCCCACGCCCAAGCAGCCACCACAUACCCCACGCCCAGGCAGCCACCACAUACCCCACGCCCAGUACGUACUCCCCGUAGUAUGUACUGAAGUUGACUGA
Molecule: messenger RNA, 774 nt
Organism: Salvelinus namaycush (lake trout)
Lineage: Eukaryota; Metazoa; Chordata; Actinopteri; Salmoniformes; Salmonidae
Product: early nodulin-75-like
Exons: 1
Coding region: 1-774 (257 amino acids)
Source: RefSeq, a predicted model, not a curated record